ACAUUAUUAUUCCCACUCCUUUCACCGGCAAACGAGUUACGACUUACGAGUCAGCUCAACGAGUUCACCAAAAGAAAUACAUAAUGGGUAUAUGCACUUCGACUGAGUCGACUCAAGUGGCCACGGCGAAACUGAUCUUGCUAGACGGGAGGAUGAUGGAGUUCACGAAACCCGUGAAGGUCGGAUACGUUUUGCAGAAGAACCCCAUGUGUUUUAUCUGUAACUCGGACGACAUGGAGUUCGAUGAGGCUCUUUCUGCCAUUAGCGCGGACGAAGAGCUUCAGCUAGGUCAGAUAUACUUCGCUCUUCCUCUUCGUUAUCUUCGUCAGCCACUUCAAGCGGAGGAGAUGGCUGCAUUGGCCGCUAAAGCUAACUCUGCGCUCAUGAGAAGUGGUGGUGGUGGAGGAGGCUGUCGCCGGAGACGUGUAGAUCCUAUUGUCCCUGGUGAUAAAUAUCGCGUUAGAGUUGCCUCCUGUGAUGAUACCGUUGGUUCAGGCUUCGGAAGGAGGAAGGAGAGAAACGCUGACGCUGACGGUGGUGGUAGUACUAGUAGUCGCCGGAGGAGGGAAUGCUACGCGGCGGAGCUGAGCACGAUAGAAGAGUGAAGGGUAUCUGGAAUUUGUUGAUAGUUGUAAUUAUGCUGGGGUAGUUUAGUCAUUUAAGAAAAACAAUAUGCAAAUUUAGUAGCUAAGCUUAGUAGUAGCAUCUCUCAUGUCGACAAAAAAAAGUAGUGGCAUCUCUCAUUGAUUUGUGACAUUUGUCGAAUUCAGUGUUAUUCCUACACUUUUUCCUUUUUUUUCAAGAAGACUAAAAAUUUUCCAUGGUAGA
This is a messenger RNA of Raphanus sativus (radish), 828 nucleotides long. RefSeq lists its product as uncharacterized. Lineage: Eukaryota; Viridiplantae; Streptophyta; Magnoliopsida; Brassicales; Brassicaceae. The coding region runs from base 84 to 605 and encodes 173 amino acids. The transcript has a single exon. The record is from RefSeq and is a predicted model, not a curated record.